AUGAAGAUGACAGGAAGUAGUAGAAAAAAAGUGAGAACUGGCGGUGGUUUGGUGAAAACAGUCAUUUUCAGAGUGUUACUGUUGGUUCUCAGUAUCAUUGUUUAUAAUACUGUUAUGUUCACUUCGAAACAACCAAAUGUAGAGUUGUUGGAGAAAGAUCAUAUCGAUUCCUAUUCGGCUUUGUCGGCGCGACAGCUGGCAGCACGUCUCUCCGAUGCCAUCAAAUUCAAGACUGUCUCCUACAACAAUCCAAACGAUAUCGAGUACGACGAGUUUAUCAAACUGCAUCGAUACUUGGAGCAGACAUUCCCAAAGACAUUCAAAUACCUUGAGGUAGAGGUCGUCAAUAAAUAUUCACUGCUUCUGAAAUGGCAAGGAAGCGACCGUGAUUUGAAACCGGUCAUGCUCGCUGGACACAUGGAUGUCGUUCCAAUCACGAAUCACGAGCACUGGACACAUCCACCAUUCGAAGGUGUGCUGGACGACCAGUAUAUCUGGGGUCGUGGAUCGAUGGACGACAAACUGGUUGUCAUGGGAGUGUUGGAGGCAGUCGAGGAUAUGAUUACACAGGGAUUCCGUCCACAGCGAACAUUGUAUCUCGCAUUCGGACACGACGAGGAACUGGGUGGUGCGAAUGGCGCCAAACACAUAGCACAACUUCUCAUGUCGCGAAACGUUCAGUUUGAGUAUAUCCUCGAUGAAGGUUUGCUCAUUAUUACACCACCGGUACUGCCCGGUGUCGACAAACCGAUUGCCACCGUUGGAAAUGCAGAGAAGGGAUUCCUCACGGUCGAGCUGACGGUGACAACCGUAGGUGGCCAUUCGUCAAUGCCACCCAAGAACACAGCGAUUGGAAUUCUCUCAUCGGCAAUCGCCAAACUCGAAGCCAACCCAAUGAAGUCAAACUUCAAAGAGGUGGCAAAUCUAUUGGAUUUCGUUGGACGUGAAGCAUCGCUACUCUACAGAAUUAUUUUCUCGAACCUCUGGUUGUUCAGACCAAUCAUUUCAAUGUCAAUGUCCAACAAACCAAGUUUAGAUUCACUUCAAAGUGGAACUAAACCAAAUGUUUUACCAUAUACAGCAAAUGCAACAUUAAACUUUAGAAUUUCACCAUCAAAUAAUAUUCAAGAUGUAUUGGAUCAUAUUAGAAAUACAAUUCAAGAUGAUAGAAUUCAAAUUGUUGAAAUUGAAUCAACAGAACCAGCACCAGUUUCACCAACAGAUUCAGGCUCAUUUAGAUUAUUACAAUCAACUAUUUUACAAGAAUUCCCAAAUAUCAUUGUUGCACCAGCUGUAAUGGUAGCCAACACUGAUACUAGAUGGUAUUGGGAUUUAAGUCCAAAUAUUUAUAGAUUCUGUCCACAAAUAUUAUCAAACAGUGAUUUAACAAGAUUCCAUGGUAUAGAUGAAAGACUAUCAAUCGAUAAUUAUAGACAGGUGGUCGACUUUUAUUAUCAUCUCAUUAGAAAUGGUGAUGUUAAUAAUACAGAGUUCUCAGUUAUUAAAAAACAUAUACAAUAUUAA
Molecule: messenger RNA, 1524 nt
Organism: Heterostelium album PN500
Lineage: Eukaryota; Evosea; Eumycetozoa; Acytosteliales; Acytosteliaceae
Product: M20 family peptidase
Exons: 5
Coding region: 1-1524 (507 amino acids)
Molecular function (GO): hydrolase activity
Source: RefSeq, a predicted model, not a curated record